Molecule: messenger RNA, 1275 nt
Organism: Spodoptera exigua (beet armyworm)
Lineage: Eukaryota; Metazoa; Arthropoda; Insecta; Lepidoptera; Noctuidae
Source: the annotation of a GenBank genome assembly
AUGUCCCAGGCUGCAAGUCAAGCGCUAUUAUGUAUCGCGGCCCUGGCCUUUCGUUUGUCAGGGGAAAAUCAAAUGACUUUUCCCGGCCAGGCUGGCAUGACUGUUCCACAGAAAGGAGGUGAUGGCUCUGUUAGUACAACCAUAGCCUUACCGAAUACCAAGUGCGAGAUAUUCCCAACCACUCAUCGCUUCCCUAAGGACAUGGCAAUGCUAAUAAUUCCCUGGAAAGAAUACUUUAGUUCCAGCCUCUCAGACAUGGCAAAAGUUGUAUAUAAUAUAAGCGCUAAGGCGCGAAUGGGUCGGCUCGAUCGGAGUGAUACCACGGCCUCACAGAAGACCGGCGUGAAACAACCACAGCGUUGUGUUUCGUCGUACAAAAGUUUAGUUAUUUACAAGUUCUUUUUCAAAGCGAUAAUAUUUCUCAUCAAGAGGGAUGAACUGAGAGAUUUGAUUGAUGAAAUGGAGGCUUCUGGAGACGAAGUAACGAAAGAAAGAAAAAAGUUGAUGGCAAACUAUGUGAUGGUUAUAACUGGUAUGACUGCUGCUGUGGUCUUCACUUUUAGUGUUUUAGCUCUGAUAGAAGGAACGAUGUCUGUAGAAGCAUGGAUGCCUUUUGAUCCGAGGAAGAACUCAAUGAACUUGGUGUUGUCGCUGCAGAUUAUGGCUUUCUGCGCUUUCCCUGGACUUUGUCGAGCGUUUGCAAUGCAAGGCCUAGUAUGCAGCUUGAUAAUGUACUUAUGCGAUCAAUUGAUACACUUGCAGAAAGAGCUAAGGAGUUUAGAUUAUGUCAAAGAUACUGAAAUGGUAACAAGGAUGAAGUUUAAGAUGAUUAUUAAGAAGCAUAUUCGUUUGAUGAGCUAUUCAAUGAGAAUGGAGAGUAUUUUCAAUGAAUAUUUCUUAGUACAAAACUUAGCUGUUACAGUUGAACUGUGUUUGAAUGCCGUUAUGGUGACAGUGGUUGGAGCUCAACAAAUAACUCUAUUGUUCACGUUUUUAGCUUAUUUAAUUAUAGCACUAAUUAAUGCCUACAUCUACUGUUAUUUGGGCAAUGAGCUGAUUAUACAAAGUGAAGGAAUAGCUCAAGCAGCUUACGAGUCUACCUGGACAUCCUGGCCUGUUGACCUUCAAAAAGACCUACUGAUAGUUAUCAACGCUUCCCAAAGACCUCUUAAGCUGAGCGCCGGUGGAAUAGCGUUGAUGUCUAUACAGACUUUUAGUCAGGCCCUGUACAACGGAUAUUCCAUCUUCGCUGUUCUCAACGAUGCUGUUAAUUAA